AUGUCAACAUCAACUUCCCCACUCUCAUUGCAAGCUACACCCGUUCCCUCGCCGACACAAUUGCAAUUGACACGUAAAACUCUUAAGAUGAAGAAAAAGAGCGAAGCAUCCAGCAGCGCACUAGUAUUGGUGGGAUUAAUUUUUCUUGGUGUAUUAUUCGCGCUUGUUGUUAUGGCCUUCUUUGCCUACGCUCCACUUUUGUGUGCGUCGUGGAUUGGAAUUAUGUAUGUCAUCGGACUAUACCUGUCUACAGAGUCUUCAAAGUGGCGUUGGCAUGAUGCACAGGAGUUUGAAAACCGCUUUUGGACCGGCACCGCAUUUUUAUUUAGCGCUGCAGUGCUAUAUGUGAAAGACUCGCCACUUGCAGUCGGCCAAUGGAGCUCAACGCUUGGCUUGGUACUCGUUUUUAUUUUUACAAUGAGUGUGCAUUUUUUCGACAGGUUCCUGCAUAGGCAAGAAAUCAGUCGUCGGCCGAAGCUAAAGGAAGCAUCCAGGCAAUUUUCACAAAAUUUAUUUAAAUACAAAGCCACGGCAGAAGAGAAGACUCUUCUUGUAAUGGAGUGCGUGAGUCGCAUCGAUCGUCAUUAUUUACCCAGUACCAUCAACAAUAUGAUAAAUUUCGCUGAAGUAAAACGACGAGAGCUUAAAAUCUAUCGGAUUCUUGCAGGAGCGGGCAAGGACGAGCUAAAUUACAUUUUAAACCAUAUUCAGCUCGCACUGCUUUUCUACAAAGUGAAGGACCAUUCAAAUGUGCGCGAGGAUCAAAGUCGCACAUUAAUUCUUGAUUUGUUGUGUACCACACGAUUGGCGGAUUUGUCUGUCAUGUCCCGAGCAGUGUUGUUAGACGCACUAAUGGUAAUGAAGAUCAGUGCUCAUCCCAUGGCUCAAAAGUGGGUUCGCAAUAUUAUUUUAAAGACGCAGGGCGACGAUUUAAGCAAUUUAAAGACUUACACCGAUGCAAAAGGUGAUUUUCAUAGUAUGCACAAAUUAGUUUUUAACGAUGUCCGGGACCCGAUAAUUCGAGCUGAUAUUCUGAGCCACAUACAGCGCGAAGCUAGCGUACAAAUUGCGCACUCACGAUUGGGAACGAAGCGGGGUCGAAAUCGUAAGCAGCAGGCAUGGCGAAAGGUGUUGAGCGAUGUGGACGAUACGCUGUAUUCUUCAGGUGGACGUUAUCCAGCAGGUUUGGACACACGAUUUCCUCGACACACUUUGUAUCCAGGUGUUCUUCCAUUCUAUCGUGAACUUGAUAUGGGCACAGUGGGGCCAGACGAUUGGACAGACGAUCGAAUUGGUAAUUUGGUGUUUAUCUCCGCUCGACCACAUGUUUACAAGGAUGUAUCCGAGAAAAAGUCGUACGCUAAGUUUGCAGCUUUGCACGAAAAGAUGGGAAUGCACACGCUGCCCACGCUUCUUGCUGGCAAUUUGACAUCAGGCCGCGCUUUUAUGUGGCAAGGGGACCUAGAACCUAUGGCGCAGAAAAAGUUUGAAAACUUUGGCGAAUUUUACCAACUGUAUCCGGAAUUCAAGCACGUUUUUGUUGGUGACAAUGGUCAAGGUGAUGUAAGAGCAGCGGAGUUAAUUGUAGAGAAAUUUGGACCUGAUGUGCUAGAAGCCGGCUUUUUUCAUCGCGUGCAGCCUUUGGAAAAGAUGUUUAAUUAUCAUUCGAAAGAAGAUUUGGUCCGUUGGCGCAAGAUGAAUAUUUUCUUUUUUGAUACGUACGUGGGUGCAGCAGUCGAAGCAUAUGGCAUGAAAAUGAUUCGACUUAGCGGACUAAAAAAGAUCUGCGAUGAUGCUGGCCAGUCAUUUGAAGCUAUUCAGACGUGGCUCACUUCGCAAAGUCGGGAACGUGCGAGGCUCCUGUUGAAUCGUGAUCUUGGCACGGCAAAUGCAUUUCUGUCGAAAAAAUUUGGCCCUACUUCUCUAGUUAUAAAACCUCAAGUGUUCGCUUUAAAUGACAUCGUUCGCACGCCGAUCGGUCGUGGUAUCGUUCGUAAAUAUCGCGGUAUCGAUGGCAUUUAUCACGUAGAUUUGACUGAUUGGCCACCAUCAGGAAGCAAAAAACGCGCGCAAGCAUUUUUACCGGAUGAUAGCCUUGUAAGCUGUGAAUGUUUGGCAUCUUCGGGUCUUUCUAAAAGCUCAAUUAAAUACGUCAAAUUUCAUCGCUCGCCUCCUGCCCGGAUAUUUGCUUCACAUUCUCUAGUGAAAACGCUUUUUGGUAUCGGUCGUGUGAUAUCUUAUCGCACCGAAGACAAUAUAUAUGCGGUGUCAAUUCCUGGAGACCAAACAAUGCUGCACAUAACGGCAUUUUUGAACGAGAAUUCGCUGCAACCUGUGGAAGAUGAAUAUAUUCAAAAUUAUGCUACGAGUGAUCAGACGUCUCCGCGAAUUUUCGCUGGUGUGCGAUCCGGCAUCGGCUUUAUUACAAAAAAAUUAAUCACGUUUGUUCCCAGUGGAUCUGUAACCAAGCCAUUGUUUGCUGAGACGAUGGUCGUUGAUUCGCCGUUUGGACGUGGUGUCGUUGUUCAUUUUCGUGACAAAGAUCGCGUUAACGAAUUGCGAUUGUUUAAUAGCGAUAUUAGAACUCAGAGUGGUGAGCUGCCAUCGCUAACUAGCGCAUUCGUACAGGAGCGAUACCUUCAGCUGUCACCGGUAUCCCCACCUCGACGCUUUCUUUCUAUGCUUCGAUUGGGUUCCAGCAAAAGUGCAACAGUGCUACCCGCUGGACCUGUUUCGACUGGCUCCGACGCAAAUACACCAUACGGAAGGGCUAUCGUUAGGAGUUAUCGAGAAGAAGAUGAGGUGUACGUACUAGAGCUGACUGACUGGGCUAUGACGGCAAAGAAUCCCGUGGUGGCCCAUCUCAGGAAAGACUUUGUUAGUCUUAAUGUUCAAGCUGCUCCAGCGCUUGCAUUUGCUUCAGAGAUGUCUGUCAAAAAAAAGGGACCUGCAUCUUCAGGAAGUCACGGGUUCUUUCAAAUGUUUAGAUACGGUUUCUCGACGCGCGCUUCAACGCAAACGAUAAGGAAUCCAUACGCAAAUGAGAUUGGUAUCAAGCGAUAUAUCGACACAGUUUUCGGGGUAGCCAACACAAGCAUGAGCAAGCCAUACCAUGGAUGUCUGAAGGCUACUUUGGUAAACCCAAAUUUCAGCUGUACUGUAGCUUAUGUUCAGGCCAAAGAAACCCAAGAGAUUGUGCAGGCCCCCACGCCAAGAAGACGCAACACAUUAGAAUUGCUGGUGAAAAAACCGCUUAUUUACUUAAUAUCGGGAUCCGACGAGAACAUCACCUCGGGGAGUCCGAUUUUACCGGAGACUAUAUUUGCAAAAGGGUCUUUCGUAGUGACGCCAUUUGGGGAGGGUGUCAUUCGCACACAUCGUCGCGUCGACGACAUGUACAUUGUGGACUUAUCAGGAGUGUACGGAUACUUUCAUGUUACUAGCCUACGACGACCUGUGCGUGGUGUUGUGGGACAGCCAGUUGAUACAAUUUAUGGAUCAGGUGUGCUCGAAGACGUGCGAGAGAAAGAUGGUGUGCAUGUAGUUGUCUUAAGGCUCGGACUGACGUCCGCUCAAGCUCACGCAUACCUAAAUCCAUCUAGUGUAAUCGGAGCAAUCAAAGCUUCACGUGGCGAUGUAGUUAUGACUCCUUUUGGUUCAGGCAUUGUGAUGCAGUAUCGUCCGUACGAUGGCUGCUACCUCGUCUCACUUGACUGGAAUACGGAAGGUCAUAGUCACGUUUCAGCUUACAUUAAUAAUGAUAAGAUCGUGCGCACCGGAUCGAUCAAAAGUGGCUCAAGUGGCUGCAUCGUCAUGUAG
Plasmopara halstedii is the source of this 3819-nucleotide messenger RNA. RefSeq lists its product as uncharacterized. Gene Ontology annotation, molecular function: phosphatidate phosphatase activity. The transcript has a single exon. Lineage: Eukaryota; Oomycota; Peronosporomycetes; Peronosporales; Peronosporaceae. The record is from RefSeq and is a predicted model, not a curated record. Bases 1 to 3819 code for a protein of 1272 amino acids.